Entamoeba dispar SAW760 is the source of this 446-nucleotide messenger RNA. RefSeq lists its product as uncharacterized. The annotation marks the transcript as partial. The record is from RefSeq and is a predicted model, not a curated record. The transcript has a single exon. NCBI's taxonomy places the organism in Eukaryota, Evosea, Mastigamoebida, Endamoebidae.
AUGAAAGCUUUACAUUCCUCUGAUAAGUCAGAAUCAAAUUCAGAAGUGAACGAAGUUCAUUCAAGUUCUGAUUCAAAAGAGAUUGAGAUGGAAGCAUUUGAAGUAGAUGAAGGAUAUGUAGAAGAAGAAAUUGAACCAUUACAUAAGAAACAUCCUAAUUGUUGUCAAAUUGCUUUUAUGCAAAGGGCACCAAAAUACAUUAGAAAAGGAAGAAAAGGAAGUUUGAAUGUUAAAGAAAUUGGUCAAUUACCACAUACACUUGAUAUUGAAAUGACUCAUAAAAAAAUUACAAAAUGUUGGGAAAAAGAAAAAGAAAAGCAUCCUAAAAGUCCAUCAUUAUUAAGAACAUUAUUCAGAAUGGAAUGGGGUCAUUUCUUGAUUUGUUUUAUUGCAAUUUUAAUUUCUCAACUUUCAACAUUAGUUAUUCCUGCUAUUAUUCAAUUUAU